GACUCUUACCAGACGCACUUAUCAUCUGUUGAGGCUGUCGUGAGAGACAUCAAAACCAACCUUCUAUCCGUCAUCCCUUGAAACAGAAUGACACUCAUCAACAUAUUCAUCACAUCAGACCCAGUCUGCCCGUGGUGCUACGUCGGCUACCGCCGCCUCACCAAGGCAAUCCGCCUCUACCGGAACACCUACCCCGGCGGCAGUCAAGACGCCAUCCGCAUCACCUGGAAACCGUACAUUCUGGACGCCAACGCCCCGAUGGAGAGCAUUCCUUACAUGGAGCGAAUGACUCAAAAGCUUGGCCCGGAGAAGGUCCCCCAGGCGCAAGCCCACCUCCAACGCCUGGGCCGCGCCGACGGGAUUCACUUCCGCUUCGGCGGGUGCAUCGGAAGCACCACCCCCGCGCACCAGGUUAUCAUGCUCAGUGCGCUGCAGGACAAGUUUCAUCCCUUAGAUACCGCGGUGGCCGGGUCGGAUCCCGGUGCCGGGACGGCGGGGCUCGUGGAGGCGAUCUUCGAAGCGCAUUUUGAGCGGGAGCAGGAUAUCACGGAUGUGAAGACGUUGGUUCGAUUGGCUGGGCAGGCGGGGAUGGAUGAAAGAGUGGUCCGCGCGUGGUUGGAGGAAGGGCGCGGGGUGGCGGAGAUUCAGCAGGAGGCGCAGAGGGCAAGGGAGGAGGGAGUCGUUGGGGUACCGUAUUUUCAGUUCGGAGAGGGGGAGCGGAUGCGCACGCUGAGCGGGGGGCAGGAGGUUUCGGAGUUCCUGGAGGCGUUGGUUGCGUAUAAGGAGGGAUUGGGCGCGACGGAUGCUUCUGGUGAUGUGCAGGGAGUAGCGUGCGCUAGGGAUACUUGCUGAUGUUCAUCGAUGGAAGCAAGAUUGAGAAGCGUGAAGGAUUGUGGGGCUGUUGUUGGUGCAUGGAGGAUAUGUGUUGAUUUCUGAUUUGCGUCUGGACGGAAAAGGUCGCGGUCUGGAACGGUUCUGCGGAUGCAAGAGGUUGCAGAAGUUCAUGGUUAAUGUCCACAUUAUCUGGUUUGAGGACUCUUGUGUGAGAUGCACUACUGGCCUGCCAAUAUAGCAAGACUAUUGGAC
Molecule: messenger RNA, 1086 nt
Organism: Aspergillus uvarum CBS 121591
Lineage: Eukaryota; Fungi; Ascomycota; Eurotiomycetes; Eurotiales; Aspergillaceae
Product: DsbA family oxidoreductase
Exons: 3
Coding region: 88-852 (254 amino acids)
Molecular function (GO): oxidoreductase activity
Source: RefSeq, a predicted model, not a curated record